Messenger RNA from Symbiodinium natans, 2016 nucleotides. NCBI's taxonomy places the organism in Eukaryota, Dinophyceae, Suessiales, Symbiodiniaceae. The record is from the annotation of a GenBank genome assembly.
AUGCGCCGAUGGCUUCCGUGCACGCAGCGAUGGCUGCAGCGGACGCUGUGGACGCCCGGAAGCGGUUACAGGCCCCGAAGCGAUGACCCGCACCGCCGCCCCACGUUGCAGCUCCGCGAGGGAGCCGAGGCCAAAGUCCGCCGCGGCUAUCCCUGGCUGCCAUCCAAGGCCGUGCGGAACCCCGAGGCCCUGCAGCCAUUUACGCCUUGCCUGGUCAAUGUCGAGGCCGCCGAAGGCGACGUCCUUGGGGUUGCGCUCUACAGCGGGCUCGGCUCCAUCGCCGCGCGCAUGCUGUGCACGACUGCGUACGUGCGUAUUGACGCCGCCUUCUUCGUGGGUCGCUUGCAAAAGUGUCUUGCGUACCGCGAGAGGCUUUUCCAAGAGCCAUUCUACCGCUUGUCGCACGGAGAGGCAGAUGGUCUCCCGGGCUUGAUCAUCGACCGCUAUGCGGAUCAUGUGGUCAUUGCGCCAGCCGCGGGCAUGGACUUGCUGCUGUGGCCCUUGGUGGACGCCCUGGAGGAGGUGUUGAAGCCCAAGGUGGUGAUCAUCCGCCAGGACACGCUCGGGCGGAGACGCGAGGGCGCGGUGCUGCGCCGGGAGGUGCUCUCCGGCCGGUACGUGGGUCCCACCGAGCUGCGGGAGAAUGGCGUGUCGUUUGCAGUCGAUCUUCUCGGUGGCCAGAAGACCGGAUGGUACUUCGACCAGCGCGACCACCGAACGCUGUUGGCAUCCCUGGUUGCCCAAGCCCCCCGGGUGCUGGACCUCUACAGCUAUGUCGGCGGAUUCGGAGUCACGUUGGCGCACUACGGUGCGGAGGCUGUGGUCUGUGUGGACAGCAGCGAGGCUGCCCUGGAGCUCUGCCGGCGGAGCGCCGCGAUGAACUCAGUGUCGCCCCGUGUGAGGCAAGUGCAAGCCGACGCCAUGAAGUUCCUGCAGGAGCGUUCUGGACAAAAAGGGGAGACCGCAGGUGACGAUUCGGAGUUUGAUCUAGUGAUCGUGGACCCUCCGAAUUUGGGAGUGGAUCGCAUGAGCGCACCCAAGGCGCUUCGGCACUAUGAGAAGCUGCUGAACUCCGCGGCUCUGCUCUGCGCCUCUCCGGGCUGGCUCUUCGUGGCCUCCUGCACCUACAGCAUCGGCGAGCGAGAGCUGAGCGGUGCGGCAAGCCGUGCGCUGGCCUGGGCUCAGCGGGAGUACCGGCUGGUGGCCACAAGCCGCCAGGCCGCCGAUCAUCCUGGCCAUUUGAUGUUGCCAGAGUCGCAGUACCUCAAAGGCGAGCUCCUCGUUGCACUUGCGCCGCAGCUGGAGGCGCCUCCUUUCUUCACGUACGCGGCCCACAUGAGCUGCGCGCGGCUCUCUUCCGACUGCUUCCGGGCCACAGACCUGGCGAAGGUCUGCCGAGCCUACAGCGCCCUGCGCUUCCACGACGCAGCUCACGUCUCUGUGCUCGUCGCCUGCUGCAAGUCCACCCUGAGCGAGGCCUCGGCCGCUGACUUGUCGCACCUCGUGGUGGCAGCGGUGGCCGGUGGCGUGGAGGGCGCCGAGGGGCUUAUCAAGGAGGCUGCUUUGCUGGCAACCGAGCAGGCUUCGUUCAUGCUGCCAUACGAGCUUGGGCUCACUGCAAUCACCUUCGGACCCACUGCAGCCGACUUCCUCGCCAAGAGCCCUUCGAGUGACCUUGCGGCCAUGGAGGCAGCAGUGGCGUCGGCGGAGCUCCUCCACGCCCUUGGCCGCGCUGCCGGUUCGGCAGCACACAGGCUGCAAGCGAACCAGGCACUGCUGGUGAUUUGCCAUGACGAUGGAAGACGACUGGGGAUCAAAAGGCGCUUCCCGUAUCAGCCCGAUAAGACAGCCCUUUUGGUGCAGGUGAGCGCUGUUCUGGAGGGGUGCACCAGGCUGGGUGGGCAAUGGACUCCCGGCCGUCGGCACGAAAACAGCUGGCGAGUCCAUGCUUCGUAUUCCCCACGAGGAGUCAUACCAUGUCAUACCCACACCACAAAUCCAAUGAGCAUCCCAUGA